Acomys russatus (golden spiny mouse) is the source of this 717-nucleotide messenger RNA. Its product is annotated as preferentially expressed antigen in melanoma-like protein 7. Gene Ontology annotation, cellular component: cytoplasm. The record is from RefSeq and is a predicted model, not a curated record. Lineage: Eukaryota; Metazoa; Chordata; Mammalia; Rodentia; Muridae. The coding region runs from base 1 to 717 and encodes 238 amino acids. The transcript has 2 exons.
AUGAAGAUAUGUGCCUUUCCUGUGGAAAUCAUCAGGGAUGUCUUGGACAUUUUCAAGCCACACUACAUUGAGGAAUUGGAACUAUUUACCAACCAGGUCCUGUCCUUCCUGCGUCACUUUGCACCUUGCCUUGGCCAUAUGAGAAAUCUCCCCAAAUUCCAUCUACAUCACAUCUACUUGAAUUCGGACAGGGUUGUAAAUACAUUGGCAGACAGAGAGAAGAAUUCUGCCUCCAAGUUCCUUGCUCAGUUCUCCAAAUUGAACUGUCUCCAGCAUCUCUCCAUGAAUUGGAUCUACCUUUCCACUGACCAUGUGAAACAGUUUUGCAGAUACCUGAAGACCCCAUUGGAAUCCUUGUCUAUCACUCACAGCCAUCUCUCACAGUCACUCUUGAAACACUUGUCAGGGUGUCAGAGCCUCCGUCAACUGAAAUAUCUGAACCUCAAUGAUAUAGUGUUAUCCACGUCACAUCCCACAGGUCUCCAACUUCUUCUAAAGAAUGUAGCCGAUUUUUUGAGGACCCCGGAGUUACAGCACUGCAACCCGGAGGACUCUCACAUCAGUUUCCUCCUGCCUGCUCUAAGCCAGUGCUUCCAGCUCACCAGGGUCAAUUUCUAUGACAAUAACUUCUCCAUGGCUGUACUGAAGGACCUUCUGCACUGCAAGGUCAAUCUAAACAAGCUGACUGUAGAGUUCUACACUGCCCCUGUAGAGUGA